Scheffersomyces coipomensis is the source of this 1290-nucleotide messenger RNA. RefSeq names its product calmodulin-dependent protein kinase (gene CMK2). The transcript has a single exon. The record is from RefSeq and is a predicted model, not a curated record. Gene Ontology annotation, biological process: protein phosphorylation; cellular response to oxidative stress. Gene Ontology annotation, molecular function: calcium/calmodulin-dependent protein kinase activity; ATP binding. The coding region runs from base 1 to 1290 and encodes 429 amino acids. Lineage: Eukaryota; Fungi; Ascomycota; Pichiomycetes; Serinales; Debaryomycetaceae.
AUGGGACUCUUUGCUAAAUUGUCUGGUCAACCUCAAUCGUAUGCAAGGAAACAGAAUUAUAUAUUUGGUCAAACGUUAGGGGCUGGAUCGUUUGGAAUUGUGAGAUGUGCUAGAGAUAAAUUCACUAAUGAAGAGGUAGCCAUUAAGAUUAUUUUAAAGAAAACAUUGAAGGGUAAUGAACAAGUGGUGAUUGAUGAAAUUAAAAUGUUACAAAAUUUACAUCAUGAUCAUAUCAUUGGAUUCAGAGAUUGGUUUGAAUCAAGAGAUAAGUUUUAUAUUGUAACUCAAUUGGCUACGGGUGGAGAAUUAUUUGAUAGAAUUAUUGCAAAGGGAAGAUUUACUGAACAUGAUGCUUCAUUAGUUGUGGUUGAAAUGUUGGAGGCAAUUGCUUAUUUACAUGAUCAAGAUAUUAUUCAUCGAGAUUUAAAACCAGAAAAUGUCAUGUAUUUAACUCCAGAAGAUAAUUCAAAUAUUGUCAUAGUUGAUUUUGGUAUUGCUAAAAAGCUUAAUGGAUCUGAUGAUCUUUUAAAUAAUUCAGCUGGUACUUUUGGUUAUGCUGCACCUGAAGUUUUCACUUCUGGUCAUGGUAAACCUUGUGAUAUAUGGUCAUUAGGGGUUAUUACUUAUACUUUAUUAUCAGGACUUCAACCAUUCAGAGCUCAAAAUGGUAGAGAUUUCAUUGAAGAAACCAAGAAUAAUAAUGGAGUUAUCUUUUAUAGUGAUUAUUGGUCUGAUGUUUCAAAAGAUGCUCGUAGAUUUAUUAUCAAAGCUUUACAACUUAAUCCAAAGGAUAGACCUACUGCCAAAGAAUUAUUACAAGAUCCAUGGUUAGUUUCUAUUGCUUCUGAACAUAAGGAGACUGAUUUAUUACCAAACUUAAAGAAAUUCGAUGCCAGAGCUAAAUUCAGACAAGCUAUAAUGAUGGUUAAAUUAAACAAUAGAAUCAAGAAAUUGAAAGAAGUACAAACUGAACAUGAUGAUGAUCCAACUGAAAUCAAUCUUUAUAGUAAAUCAGGUUCAUUAUUCCAUGAUUCUGAGGAAUUGACCAAGAGUGAUGGUGGAAUUGAUUCAUUAAGAAAAUUGUCUGAUAUUAUUAAUAACAUGGAUACAGGUUUAUCAAAGGCAUCUGUAUCCAAUGUCAAAUCUCCUUAUGGUGACAGUGUCUCUAAAAAGGAAACUUUACGUACUGAUGCAUUUGUCCAAUUAGUUCAAACUGCUUCUGAGAAUAGAGAGCGGGUGAAAAGUUUCAAAGAUGAUGGAACUGAUGCUCCAAUCGAACCAGAAAAGUGA